GUAUAAAAGCCUCAGUUAUCUUACAAUUUGGCACAAACCGAGCCCUAGCUUACAGUGAACUAACGUCCUAGACUAAGCUCCCACAAUGAUAGCUAAGGUGAUCCUCACAUGUGCGCUGAUCAGCAUGGCGCGUGGAGGCCUGAUCGCGGCCCCUCACGGCGCGCUGUCCUCCUCGAGCCUGGUACUUGGAGGCCUCGGACAUGGGCUGGCCGCCCCGGCGCUGGGAUUGGGAUAUGGACACGGCGGUGUGGUCGCGCACGGGGCGCCUUUGCUGCGCGCGCCGAUCGGUCUGGCGCACGCCGCAGCCCCUGUUGAGAUUUAUGCCCACCCCCGCUACACAUUCAACUACGGCGUCGCCGACGGUCACACAGGCGACCAGAAGAGUCAGUGGGAGUCCCGCGACGGCGACGUGGUGAAGGGCCAGUAUUCCCUGGUCGAGCCCGACGGCACCGUGCGCACUGUCAACUAUUCCGCUGACGAUCAUAAUGGAUUCAACGCAGUGGUGAGCAGACAAGGGCACGCCGCGCACCCCGCCGUGCACGCCGCCCCUGCCGUCCUCGCCGCCCCCGCCUACGGACACGGCCUCCUCCACGGCUAAACUCCCUCCGCCAUCGACGACACCUAUUUAUUAAUUAAUACCUAGCUUAAGCACGGACGGAAUGCGACAACGAAACGAGAAUGCUUCACGGUUAACGUUCAAAGACAGGCAGUCCACUGGACAGUCAGCA
Molecule: messenger RNA, 728 nt
Organism: Cydia fagiglandana
Lineage: Eukaryota; Metazoa; Arthropoda; Insecta; Lepidoptera; Tortricidae
Product: cuticle protein 7-like
Exons: 5
Coding region: 86-598 (170 amino acids)
Cellular component (GO): extracellular matrix
Source: RefSeq, a predicted model, not a curated record